Messenger RNA from Schistocerca serialis cubense, 3424 nucleotides. RefSeq lists its product as uncharacterized. The record is from RefSeq and is a predicted model, not a curated record. Lineage: Eukaryota; Metazoa; Arthropoda; Insecta; Orthoptera; Acrididae. The transcript is spliced from 2 exons. Gene Ontology annotation, molecular function: aspartic-type endopeptidase activity. Bases 547 to 1632 code for a protein of 361 amino acids. Gene Ontology annotation, biological process: proteolysis.
AGGAGGAGCAAACUUCCCCUGUGGAAAACCCACAGCCAGAACUGCCAUAAUCAGCAGACGCAGGCGUUAUUGGAUGCCCUUGGACAGCUCGUCCAGGGUCUACGUGCCCUUCAAACCGAUGCGGCCGCCGCCGCUUCACCGGUACCGCAGCCACAACCUGCCAUUGCACCGCCUUUUAGGCACUACGACCCGAACCACGAGACUUGGCAGGAAUGGUCCCGCCAGUUUGCCUUCCACCUCGCCGCCUACAGGAUUCGAGGUAAUGAGCGGCAGCCGUUUUUGCUUUCUUGUGUCGGUGUGUCCACCGACCGUGUGAUAGUGAAAUUGUUUCCCCGACGCGACGUCGCAACUCUGUCCUACGAGGAAAUUUUGUCUGCAUUAGAUGUCUAUUUCAAAGAAACAGUUAGUGUGGUUGCAAAACAGUAUACGUUCUUUCGUACAAAACGUACGGCCGGUCAAACUAAUAGGGAGUGGGUAGCAACAUUGCAAGGACUUACUAGGGACUGUGCCUUUGACUGUGACUGUGGUCUUUCUUAUUCAGAUACAAUGGUACGUGAUGCAAUUGCACAGAACGUUUCUGAUGUUCGCAUACGGGAGCAAAUUUUGAAACUAGUUAAUCCCUCCCUUCAACAGGUGAUCGACAUAUUGGAUAGACAAGACACGCUUGACUGUGCUCAGGAAUCUUUUGAACCUUCGCCAGCAGUGUGUAACAUUAACCGGCCCGCCGGGCGAGCUGCGCGGCCCGGUCAACUGCCCUCGCGCAAACAAACGCAGCUGCCGCCGCGCUCUAAGCCACGUGUGCCGCGCCAGCCCACAAAUGCAGUGAAAUCAUGCCCGCGGUGUGCUACUAGACAUUCGCGUGAACAUUGCCCGUCACGCCAAGCUAUUUGCUUUUUCUGCAAUAGGAAAGGAAAUGUUCAAAGUGUUUGCCAUAAAAAGCUCAGAUUAGACAAUCACAACCAUUCCAGGCCCUUUGCUUCGCGCCGGAAUCGAACCAAGGACACUCAGGAUCGUGGACCUUCGCCCAUGGACAUUCAUGUAGUUAAUUCCGAUUCGUCCAGUGCCACUUUCUCUAACAGUGACUGUGUUCGUCCCACAAAAACUGUGCGUCGACGUCGCCGGAAAUCACGUCAAUUAGCAAGUGAUUCUGUACAAGUGUCUAUUCCUAUUGCACAAAACAGUCGCUCUUGUCGUCAGCAGGACAAUAAACUUUUUGUGGACUUAGACUUUGAAGGCAAAGUGAUACCAUUCCAGCUCGAUACCGGAGCUGCAGUUUCAUUGCUCAAUCACGACACGUACAAAGAACUGGGCGCACCUCCGUUGCGUGCCGCAAAUGUUAAGCUAACCACGUAUUCAGGACAGCAAAUUCCUGUGUUAGGACAGUGCAACCUUCUUGCAACAUACAAGGGACAAACAAAACUUGUGUCAUUUUACGUUCUUCGUUCUUCUUCUGCAGUGAACUUGUUUGGCUUAGAUUUAUUUCAGUUGUUUAACAUGUCUAUUGUAAAUCAGAUCCUAUCAGUCAAUCAGACUGUGCCUUCAGACAGUGUUUCUCGCUUAUGUGACGAAUUUGCAGACAUUUUUGCACCAGGCUUAGGUUGCGCUACAACUAUGAAGCACAUUUGGAACUGAAGGUCAACGCGCAACCGAAAUUUUUCAGAGCGCGCAAUGUUCCCCACGCAUUGCGUGAUGAGGUCGCACGAACAUUGAACUAUAUGGAAUCACAAGGUGUAAGUGAAUGUGCGCAAUGCCUCUUCCAUUUCAGCUCCGCUUCCUCGCUUACGCCGUACAGGUGUUCCGUUUCUCUGGACGACGGAAUGCGAACGCGCCUUUCGCCAGUUGAAAUCGGCGUUGCUUGCUAAUACUUGCCUCACGCCUUUCGAUCCCCAGAAACCCCUUUUGUUGAUGGUAGAUGCAUCGGAUUUCGGGAUCGGUGCUGUCCUUGCGCACAAAGUUGGCUCCCAUGAUCGCCCUAUUGCCUUUGCGUCCAAAUUGCUCUCGUCUGCGCAAAGAAAUUACUCGCAGAUAGAGAAAGAGGCUUUGGCUCUCGUGUUUGGUGUUACUAAGUUCCAUGAUUUCUUGUAUGGUCGUCACUUUACCAUCAUCACAGACCACAAACCUUUGACAUCGCUUUUUCAUCCGACCAAGCCUGUACCUCCGCGUACGGCGCAGAAAUUCAUUCGCUGGUCUAUUUCCUCUCGCAGUACCGCUACGAUAUCUUGUAUCGGUCCACUGCUAAGCACGGAAACGCCGAUGCGUUGUCCCGUUUGCCUGUUGCUGAGGAUAAAGCAUUCGAUUCUUCCGAACUUGCUUGCAUGUUCAUUGAUUCGGAAACCGAUGAAGUGGUCGAAUCGUUUCCGAUUGAUUUUCGUCGUGUAGCUACAGCCACAGCUGCUGACCCUGUCCUUGCUACUGUUUUGCAUUUUGUUGCUAUGCAAUGGCCUUUGUCAAAGUCUCGGAUCGAGGAUCCGUUGGUUCACCGAUUUUUUGCUCACAAGGAGAGACUUUUUGUUCGACGUGGUGUUUAGUUGUUGCGUUCUGAUAAUGAUCAGUCCUGCGUCGUGGUCCCACGUUCGUUACAGUCCUCUGUUUUACGGCUUCUUCACCAAGGACAUUGGGGUAUAGUGCGAACGAAACAACUUGCUCGUCUGCACUGUACUUGGUUCGGAAUCGAUGCUGCGAUUACGAAUAUGUGUUCUUCUUGCAUGGCGUGUGCCGAACAACAAUCCGCACCGCCGCGGAAAGUCUUUGCAUGGCCAAAAGCCACUUCCCCUUGGCAACGCUUGCACAUUGAUUUUGCUGGUCCAUUCUGGAAUGCUCGAUGGUUGGUUCUGGUAGACGCCUUCAGUAAUUUUCCUUUUGUUGUCCGGAUGUCUUCCACGACGUCCUCCGCCACCAUCCAAGCGUUGUCUGCUAUCUUUUGCAUCGAAGGUCUUCCGCAGACUAUUGUUUCCGACAAUGGCCCACAAUUCAUGUCCGCAGAAUUUCAGUCACUCUGCCAGGCCAAUGGUGUUCAACAUCUGACAUCCGCGCCGUUUUCGCCUCAGUCAAACGGUGCCGCUGAACGAUUGGUCUGGACUUUCAAGUCACAGAUGUUGCAAUUGAAAGAGUCGCAUUCUCGGGAGGACGCAUUGUUGCUCUUUUUGUCUUCGUAUCGCUCUCAGCCCCGCGAUGGUCGCUCGCCGGCUGAGUUGCUCCAUGGUCGUCCUCAUCGCACCUUGAUGUCUUUGCUGCAUCCGCCGCAUCAGGUUCCUUUGCAGCGGCAGACUCCUGCUUUUGCUCCAGGCGACGUUGUAUUUUAUCGCGACUAUCGAGGUUCACGGCGUUGGCUCGCAGGGCGCAUUCUUCGCUGCCUCGGCCGCGCGAUGUAUUUGGUUUUGGGGGCCUCUGGUGAGGUGCGUCGGCAUCUCAAUCAGCUGCGCCU